This is a messenger RNA of Plasmodium vivax (malaria parasite P. vivax), 3570 nucleotides long. RefSeq names its product RNA helicase, putative. NCBI's taxonomy places the organism in Eukaryota, Apicomplexa, Aconoidasida, Haemosporida, Plasmodiidae. The transcript has a single exon. Gene Ontology annotation, biological process: ribosome biogenesis. Gene Ontology annotation, molecular function: ATP binding; nucleic acid binding. Gene Ontology annotation, cellular component: nucleus. The record is from RefSeq and is a predicted model, not a curated record. Bases 1 to 3570 code for a protein of 1189 amino acids.
AUGGUGCUUCUGAAGCAUGCGUCCCGGGGGCGAGCCAUUGUUAGCAGGGUGACCGCCGCCGCGAGGCUAGUGUGCAGCGGGGGAGGCGACCAGUUGGCGGUUUCUCACGGAGAGGUUUCACAAUCGAGGGAUGUUCAAUCGGUGGCUGACCAAUCGACCGCUGCCCACCCCUGCGGGGAGUCCCACCUGCGCGAGUUCACCAACGGAGACAAAAUCGUGUACGACAACGCAGAGGACUUGCGCAAGUUCUGCGAGAGAUCAUUUAAAAAGGUUCGAUCCGAGCUGAACAUACUGACGUCGUCCAACAGGGAAUAUGUGCCGUACCACCUGUUUGACUUCUUCCUCUGCCGCGGGUCACUCGAGGGGGUGCAGGAAAAGUUGGCCCGCAAGGUGGAGCAGCUUGAAGGGGUGCAGGAAAAGUUGGCCCGCAAGGUGAAGCAGCUUGAAGGGGCCCGAUCAAACGUGCGGACAAUCGGGGGAGUGUCUAUCUGUGGGGAUGGCAAACUGCGCGAUGACCAGGGUGACGAUUAUUCCCCCUACUUUUUGCCACACCUGUCCGACGUGAUGGAGGGGGGAGAAGACGGUGAAAACGGCGAAGCAUGUGUGCAAAAAGGGAAAAUAUCCCCCGGGGGGGGAAACAAAAAUGUGAAAGAGAAGGAGAAGAAAAACGCAUCGUCCCUAUUGCAAUUUAAAGAAGUUAACCAGCUGGACAUGGACUCGUACAUAAAAUUAAGUUUACAGAGGAACUUCCACGUGGAGUACUUGACAACCGUUCAGUACUGUUUAUUUCCCCUGUUUGUAAAAAAUUAUGACAUUUUAAUUCACUCCGUUAAAGGCACAGGGAAGACGCUGUCGUACUGCCUCCCACUUGCCCACAAAAUAAUUGCACAGCUGGGGAAACUCAAAAGGGACUUUCCCCACUUGAAGGAAAGAUACGUGCUCGCGCUGAUUGUCUGUCCGAACAGAAUUCUCGUCGAACAGUCCUAUGCAGUUGUAAAAAAAUUACUCAUGUACCAUCCGUACGGCAUCAUAUGUCACUACAUGCACGGAAAAAAAAAUAUGAACAUGCAAGGUGAAAUUGACGAGCUAAAAAAAAAAAAACCACACAUCAUUGUGAGCACUCCAGCUGCUUUCACCAAUCAUAUGAAAUUUGCCGCCUCCUUUAAGGACAUGUUUUUUUUAUGCGACACGAUUAUCGUUGACGAAGCGUACUUCCUGCUAAAUUCAAAUUUUUUGCACAACGUUUUAACCAUCAAGGAUGUGCUGCCCAAGGGCCACCAAACCGUUUUACUAACCUGUCAUGUUAAUAAUAUUUUAAAGCACUUGGCCUUCAGAUUUUUGCGCCUCAAUUAUGUCUACCUAAAUUUCGUGCACAACUGUGUGUAUGAUGAUGACACGUUUGCGGCUGCCACUUGGGGGGGCACCGACCCACAGCGCCAAUGCAAAGCAGGUGGGAGUGACGAACGGGGCGGCCUUUUAACUCUGCCCAAUCGGGCCAACCCCCCCUUCCAACUGUACCACCGACUGAACGCCCAGCUCCUCUCCCUUCACAGAAACAACAUACUGAACUGCACCCAGCUGGAGAAGCUUUGGUACUGCAAAGACGCCAAGACGUUUUACGACCACGUUAAUGCAUUCGAUGCGUACAUCGUGGGGGAGCCAAAUCCCCCGACAGAAGGGAUAAAGAACAAUGUGGAAGGACCAACUCGCAGCUUAAUACACACUCCCUGGAAAGGUAACACUGCAGAUGAGCGGACAAAUCGGAAGGGGCCACUCGGACGAGCAGAGGAGAGACUCCCCCCUGAAUAUGCACACAAAAAGGGUGAAGACAUAAAGGGGGAGGAACCCCUGGAUGGGCGAAAACAGAAACUCACCCUAAGCCACAGCGAUUACAAUAACUACACACAGAUCAGCCGCACGCACGCCAGUUAUGAACAGAACAAUGGGAGAAACAUCCCCACGCAUAUACUCCUAACGCAGGAGUACUUAAUAUACGAGUCGGACAAACUUGCCUUAAUAGUCUUCAACAUUCUGUGCAGGGAGCUCCUCUCAAGAGAGCGCGUAAAGAUUGUCCUCUUCAUGCCCACUGUAAAAAUGAUCCAGUUUUUUUACGUCAUUUUUAAGCACUACAUUUUUAAGGGCUACCUGUGUUUGCUCUACCUGCAUGGGAAGCGGCGGGCCCAGGGGGGGUGCGCCAAUAUGAAGGGCCAUAACAACGGAUACUACCAAGGGGAGUACACCAAUACGGACAAUGCCUCUAACAGCAGCUGCCACCACUACGAUAGGGAUCGCGUCACCUUCUCAGUCUCCUCCACCCCCUUUGUUGUGGCCCCUCCAGAAGGGCGCAGCGCAGGAGCGGAAGGGUUCAAAGGUGGGAAUGGCUCCACCGAGCUAGGGGAUAACGCAGCGGAUAGUUCGCUCAGUGUGGAGGGCCCCCACUCUAAAAGAGACAAAUCAAACAGUGAAGAGAGCAAGAGUAACCCCGUUGAUGAUAAGCACCAACGGGAGUACGAACUGCUAAAAGAUGUUUUACUCUCCUGUUUGCACUCCAAAUUAAGUGCAGAUAAAAAAAUGUACACACUAAACAGAUUUAACAAUUCGGAGGGGAAGACCAAACAAGUGUUAUUUGCUUCCUCCCUGUUGUGCCAAGGAAUCGAAGUAGAUGAGGUAGACUUGGUAAUACAGGUGGGGGUGUGUACCACCGUUGAUGAAUACGUUUUGAGGACCAAUCUCGCCACAGCGAGAAAUACGAAGGGGCGGAGCCUGCUCUUGUUAAACGAGUUAGAGGGGCAUUAUUUGUUUACUCUUUACAAAAACAGCAUUAUGGUUAGCUGCAUUAGUAAGAGGUACUUGAGAGACAUAUAUAGGGAUAACCCUCUGCUGGACGCCUUGCUGAAGUAUAAGCGCAGGGGGGUUACUGUGCCAAGUGGGUGUGCCGAGGGUGACCAGCGCGUAACGGGGCAAUCAGUUGAGGAUGGGGGCAACGCCGAUGAUGUGGGUGACGAACCGGGGGGAAAUCACUCCCAUGAGAAAAAUUUCGCACGUGAGGGAAAGGAUCACUGGGCCUGUGACCCCCCCCCGCUGAGACACAUCGAAUGGCACAAGCACCAGCACCUGCUCUGCUCCUGCGAGCUGAUGUACAGAUCGCUCCUCGGCUUCUACUGUCAGCAAAACAAAUCGCUCAAGUACGAAAAAUGGCAAGUGCCAAGUUUAAUUAAAAGUAUGAUUUACUCCUUUGGCUAUUUCGAUAAUUUUUAUGUAACCAAAUCGAUGGCUGCGAGGCUUCAAAUUUUGAAUGCGCCUGACCUGUUCGUAAAGUUCAAUGCCACCCCGAGGAGUGCGCUCAUGUCCGCGCUGCCAUCUUACAAGGGGUACAAGUCCCAGAUGAAUGAGCUUUGGCGGAAGGGCAGCCUAUGUGGUCGGUCAGGUGGAGCGUCACCCUCUCCGGAGGACCCCCCAUUUGACACAGAACGGGGGGAGGGCAACUUGGACGGAAAGGCGAAGAGACGCGAAAGUGGGGAUUACGAGAGGCACCCCCUGUAUUUCCCCCUUCGCACGUAUUUGUCCUGA